AUGGAGCGGGGCCGGGACGGGGAGGAGGAGCUGGAGGAGGAGGAGGAUGAGGAUGAGGAUGAGGAUGGCGGCCCGGAGAGCGCCCUGGAGAAGAGCCCGUUCCAGCUGACGGCCGCGGAUGUCUACGACAUCUCCUCCGUGGUGGGCCGGGACCUGCUGCAGCUCCGCGCCGGGCCGCAGCUGCCCGCCGCCCGCGCCCGGCUGCAGUUCAGGAUCGUCAGGGUGCUGGAGAUGCUGGAGGCGCUGGUGAGCGAGAGCAGCGUGGUCGAGGAGCAGCUGCGGCGGGAGCGGGACAGCCUCCGGCGGGAGCUGGAGCAGCUGCGGGCGGCGGCCCCCGGGAGCGCCCCGCAGCCCAGCCUUGGACCAGAUCAAAUGGUGAUAGACCUCACAGACCCCAACCGGCCCCGGUUCACGUUACAGGAGCUCCGAGAUGUAUUGCAAGAGAGGAACCAGCUGAAAGCUCAGCUUCUGGUGGUGCAAGAGGAGCUACAGUGCUAUAAGAGUGGGAUCAUCUCACAGAAAAGGGACCAAACUGAAGAACUGGACAAAGAAGCCAGUGGCAGCAGUGCUGGCACCAGAAAGGACAGUGAAGAGAAGACAAUCAUCAAAAGGCUGUUUUCUUUUAAACAUGGAAAAUGAGCAUCCUCAAGGACUUUGCUGCUGGUGAGAAUGGCACUGAUGAGCCUCAGAGGCAUUGGGAAAGACAAUGACUGGAAGCAGCAGCAUCACUCCUACUGUAGAGAAUGAGCAAUCUCAUUAAAAUCAUGUUGUAAAAUA
Messenger RNA from Serinus canaria (Common canary), 777 nucleotides. RefSeq names its product Rab interacting lysosomal protein like 2 (gene RILPL2). The record is from RefSeq and is a predicted model, not a curated record. Bases 1 to 639 code for a protein of 212 amino acids. NCBI's taxonomy places the organism in Eukaryota, Metazoa, Chordata, Aves, Passeriformes, Fringillidae. The transcript is spliced from 4 exons. Gene Ontology annotation, molecular function: protein dimerization activity.